Molecule: messenger RNA, 7865 nt
Organism: Ostrea edulis (European flat oyster)
Lineage: Eukaryota; Metazoa; Mollusca; Bivalvia; Ostreida; Ostreidae
Exons: 41
Coding region: 1-6516 (2171 amino acids)
Biological process (GO): cell-matrix adhesion
Molecular function (GO): calcium ion binding
Source: RefSeq, a predicted model, not a curated record
AUGGCUUCCAGCAGUACACAGUCUAGUUCCACAACAGAAUCAGGCGCAACGACAACUACUACUGAUGCUAGCACAACAACUGCACAAUCUACAAGCGCAGUUGAAAGUUCAACUGAAAGCACCACAACUGAAGCCAGUAUGUCUACAUCCGCAGGUACAUCAACAUCUACAAAUACGGAAUCUUCGACAGAGGGCACCACAACAGUAGAAAUGACUUCUACCAGUACACAGGCAAGCUUUACAACAGAAUCAAGCGCAACAACAACUUCUUCUACUGAUGCUGCCACAACAAAUGCACAAUCCACAAACCCAGUAGAGACUAUGACUGAAGCCGUCACAGGUGAAGCCAGUACAUCUACAUCCGCAGCGACACCAACAUCUACAAUUCCAGAAACAACUAGCACAACAGUAGAAACCAUGGGGUCGUCGACAGUGAGUAGCACAACUGCUGCAGAAAUCACUUCCACGAGUACACAGUCUAUCUCCACAACAGAAACAGGUUCGACAACAACGACAAUUGAUGCUAGCACAACCGUAUUUUUUGAAACAACAAUUAGCACGGAGCAAACUUCAUUUUCAAGUGAAGGAAUUACAAGCACUCUAUCAACAACAAGUACAACGUCACCUACAAGUUCUGCUGAAUUGCUUCCCUUUGGACUUGGAGUGGGAGAUGUACAAGGCAGAUCCGGUGACGACCUGUUGGUCGCUGUUGUUGACAACCCAAUAGGUAUCACAUGUGACUGCGUGAUAUCCAACAGAAUUUUUAUUUAUACCAAUGGAUACAUCACGCUUGACUCAAACUUUGAAAGUCCUAAUCCUGCCUCUCUGGACCCGAACAACAACCCACAGAAAAUGGUGGCUCCUUUCUGGUCAGAUAUUGACAUGAAGAGUGACUCGAAAAUCUGGUACCAAUUGUACAAUAGAUUUGAAGAUGCUGGAGCCUCAGAUGUUUCCUCUGUUUUGUCCAAAGUACAAUCAUUGGUGGUGGAAAACUUUCGAGAUAGCAGUGUGGCUGGAUCUUUCGAACCAAACACAGCACUUGUUGUCACAUGGGAAAAUGUGGUGCAAUCUCCAGCCAGAGACCAUGCUGCACAGAAUGCCACCUUUCAGCUUAUUUUUACCAGUGAUGGGGUGACAACGUACACAACCUUUCUAUUUAAGACCAUGAACUUUCUUCCACCAGAGGCUGCCAUGCUGGGGUACAAAUGUGGCAAUUCCUCUGCCAGCCUCUUCAACCACCCAGCAUCCCUCACAACAUCCAUCUACAACGAGGUCAUCAACAAUGGAGACAAUGCUAACAAUUUAAAAGGAAUGUGGGUUUACAAGCUAGACACCUGUCCCAGUUCUGCUGUAAACUACGUAGAGCGGUGUCACACCUGGAGAGUCACGACAGCCCGGGAUCAGCAGGAGUCGGUGGCCCUGGCGCACAUUCUCCUGGCCCCUUGUCCAUGCAACAUCCACCAGAUUGAGGCUGACCCACGGUUCACGACCAGCCCCGAUGAACCAGGCUGUUAUUUCAAAGUUCACUCCCCAAAUGGUUACUCCUUCACAAGGAAAUGUUGCUACAACACUGUCUCUCCUGAUGGGCCAUUGUUGGUGGACGUGGCAGGCUCGGGCUACGUGUACCUGUAUAAUCCCCUCGUUGAUCCGGCCCUUUCGUAUAGUGCUGACACUGUGCCAUACACUUGGUGUUGUGUGAAUGCAGGACUCUGUGAUGUAUUCUUCAAUCAGAGGAACUCGGACAACUGCCUGACGUAUAAACCACCGGAAAGUGGAGUAAGCUAUGGGGACCCCCAUAUCAAAACAAUAGACGGCCUGGAGUACACAUACAACGGACUCGGAGAAUUCACAAUGUUAGACAUCAGAAACGUUUCCAGCGGAUUGACAGUUUUCGAGUUGCAGUCACGUACAUUGCUAGCACAGAAUGAAACCGGAAGUGAAAUUCGCGCCUCCAUAUUUAGUGCAUUUGCUGCUAAAGCAGAAAAUAAUGCCUCCAUGCAAGUAGAGGUCAACCUUCAGAAAGACGGGAUGAUUGUAUUCUGUAAUGGAUUGGAUGUCACCAACGAGUUUUAUGCUGAUGCCAAUUUCGUAUGUUCUUCAACCAAUCAGCUGCGGCUCUCCAGAUCAAGAAACAAUCAUUCUGUGGGAGUUUUGUUCUCUUCAGAAAUCGCUUUGCAAAUAUCAUUUAGCCUUCAGAUGCUGGAUUUGAGUGUCUUCAUUCCAAAGUCUCUGUCCAAUGUCACACAAAACAGGGGACUUCUGGGAAAUAUUAAUGGAGACCUGACAGAUGAUCUAACCUUGAGAAAUGGUUCAAUUAUGCCAGACAACUCCAGUGAAAAAGAAAUAUUUCACACUUUUGGAGAAUCUUGGCGAGUAAACUGUGCAGAUUCCUUAUUUUACCAUCGAGCAGGAGAAAGCUGUGAAAUGUACCAGAACACCAGCGUUAGUCCACUGUUUUUGGAAGACUUUACCUCAGCAGAGGUCAAGGUCGCAAAUGAAACAUGUAAAGGAGAUAAGAACUGUCUCUUUGACUAUAUUGCCACCCAAAAUAUGGCUGUAGCUGAGAACACCAAACACAUCACCGAGGUCUCCAUACUGAGGCAGGAGGAAGCAGCUAACACUCCUCCCAGCAUUGUCAGUCAGCUGCGAGUCAAUGCCACCGUGGGACAGAACACAACAUUGACAGCUGUGGCUGUUGAUUCUGAUGGAGACAUGGUCACUGUGGUCAGUCCAGAUAGCAACUCCACAGGGACCAGGACCACCAACAUAUCCUACAUAUACCUCCCUACUACAGCAGACCAGCAAAUCAGUUUCUGGGCUGUGGACGUUCAGGGAUCAGCGUCUAACACACUGACAGUAACCAUCGUGAAAUGCUCGGGGUGUUCAGACCAUGGAGUCUGUGAUUUUGAUCAUCCCAAACGGACAGGAUUGGCCAACCAGUUCACCGCUCCCUGUCUGUGUGAAAUUGGAUGGGAAGGUUCUACUUGCUCAGUGGAUGUAGAUGGUUGUCAUGACAAUCCCUGUCAGCCACCUUACAUAUGCACAGAUAACUCGCCCACAGAACACAAUAACACUGGGAUAGCGUACAAGUGUAGCUCCUGCCCUGAUGGUUACGAGUACGGCAAUGAAAAGAAAUGUGUCGAUGUGGAUGAAUGUGCUAAUGGUACACAGUGUUCCCCCCGUCAGUCCUGUUCCAAUGUCCUGGGAUCCUACAGAUGUGCAUGUAACCUGGGAUAUCGAGAAGACCCAAAUCAGAAUCAAGCCUGUCUGGAUGUGAAUGAGUGUCUUGAACAAACCAGUGGUUGUCAGCAGCUUUGUAAUAACACGGAUGGAGGCUAUGAAUGUUACUGUCGAGACGGAUACAGUCUACGCUCAGACAACAAGACGUGUCUGCCAGAUACUGAGGUACCCAGCUGCACAACAUGGAAUUGCUCACAAACCUGUUUGCUGGAAUCCGGAUCCCCAAAGUGCUAUUGUAACCAAGGGUACACAUUAGGACAGAACGGAAAAACUUGUAAUGAUAUAAAUGAGUGCACAGAUGUUAGUGGUAAGAAAUGUCCCCAGAUCUGUACCAACACGGCGGGGGGAUAUACCUGUAGUUGCCUCCCAGGCUUCCAGCUGAAGGGGGACCAGAAAUCAUGCACAGCAUGUGAUUCUGUUCACUGGGGUGUGAACUGUAACCAAACAUGUGACUGUACCCAGAAUUCCCUGUCCUGUGAUUCCAUAUUUGGCUGCCGUUGUAAGGCAGGAUGGACAGGUACCCACUGCGAGGUCAACGUCAAUGAGUGCCAGGAUGGAGGUCCGUGUAAGGCACUGGAGAAUUGUGUGGACACCCAGGGGUCGUAUGUUUGUCAAUGUAAGGAUGGAUACCAGAGGAACGAUGCAACAGGGGAAUGCAAAAACAUCGACGAGUGUGCUGCCUCUCUCUAUAACUGUACAGUAUUGGAAGUGUGUGUUGACACGCUAGGAAGUUACAGAUGUGAUUGUAAAUCUGGAUAUCAAAGGGAGACAAAUGGACAAUGCCAAGACGUGAACGAAUGUGAGUUACAGAUUGAUCUGUGUACUCAUCACUGUAUCAACACAGAGGGCAGCUAUAACUGUAGGUGUAACAUUGGGUACACCCUACAGGAUGACAGAAGAAUCUGUAACAAGUCCUCCAAUCCCUGUGAAGGUUCCCCCAUUACAUGUGACAGCAGUAAUGGCGGAUGUACACUGAACGACUCUGAAAAACCAGAAUGUUUCUGUAACCAGGGCUUCCAGUUCAAUUCCACCACUACAACAUGCAAAGACAUUGACGAGUGUGCUGGGUCCACACAUGGCUGCUCAGACACCUGUAACAACACAGCGGGGGGAUUCUUCUGCUCCUGUCCCACAGCCUCCGGCCUCCUGGCAGACAGCAAAACUUGUCAGAGCUGUAAUGAGACAGACAGAUGGGGAACCAGUUGUGAGAACCAGUGUAGCUGUGGAAUCGGAGCUUCGUACUGUGACUCUCUGAGGGGCUGCGUCUGUAACCCAGGCUGGAGCGGUACACUGUGUUCUACAGAUAUAAACGAGUGUAGUAACACCUCUACCAAUGACUGUGGAGAGAACUCGCAGUGUGUCAACCGAGAGCCAUCCUAUGUGUGUCUGUGUGACUCGGGAUAUACCAGGGCCUCAGCUAGUCGAAGUGGACCGUGUACAGAUAUUAAUGAAUGUGAAACAAACCAACACGACUGUUCACAACGCUGUCACAACCUCCCUGGUAGUUUCCGCUGCGCCUGCAGUGAUGGAUUCCAACUUCAAGAUGACAACAAAACAUGCACGAGUGUGGAUGAGUGUAAAUUGCAGACCAGUGACUGCCAACAAAUCUGUGUGGACACAGUCGGAAGCUACCACUGUCAGUGCUAUCCAGGAUUCUCUCUGGCCAAUGACCUGAGAACCUGUAUCAAAGAUCCUGCUUAUGAUCCCUGUAAUGCCACUGGCCAGUCGCUGGAUUGCCUCUAUGCCUGUAGGAUUACUGAUGGAAUCCCUGAAUGUUACUGCGAUUCUAAUUCAAGGCUUGAUCCCAGUGACAACAAAACUUGUAUUGCUUUGGACAAUAAGAUCCUGGUCAACUUGACCACCGAUUUUCCAUUCCAAAACGACCUGUCCUACCCGCCAAGCAUUACAUACAAAAACACCAAAAAGGACUUUGAGGACUCAUUGAAGGAUGUAUUCAGAAUGACUCCUGGUUUAGAAAGUGCCAUACCUGUAGUAACUAAAUUUAGGACCGGUGCAGUGCAGUCAAGGGACACAACAGUUGAGUUCUACCUACUGCUCAAUCGUGACAAAACGGCAGAAGAUGUCGCCAAUGUCAGCUCAACUUUAGUGAAUCUACGUCAGACGAAAAUCAUUGUGUCAACUUCUCCAUACAGUCUGCUACAGGAACCCAGUGUAGGACCUAGUCAAGAGCCAGCUGUCUGUAUCCAGUGUCCACUAUCGUGUUAUAUCUAUAAUGAAACAACUUAUCAGUGCAGGGAUCCAAUUUCAGAUGAAAACACUUUGACUAUUCAGUUGUCUUUGGAGACCACUUUUGAGUCUGCCUUCAAUGACUCACACAACUUGAGAUUUAAAGAAUACUCAGACCAGAUUUCAUCUUCAUUAAGGAAAACCCUGUCCUCCCCAAAUAUAGAAGAAAUAUAUGUCAGUGCAUUCAGGGAGCUUUCAAACAGUAAAACCCAGAUCACUGCCUUGGUGUUGAUGAAAACCAGCGUAACUGAACCAACCAUCAGGACAGCGGCUCAAGAACUUUACCAGAAAGUGGACAGUCCAAAUUGUCUGACGGUCAGCUCCAGUUGUGUCAAACUUAAAAAUCAGACUUAUAUAGGCAACAGUUCUAAUCUCGUUGCCGUUAUUUGCUACAAUUGUUCUGUCCAAGAGACGUGCGAGUUUGUGACAAACCGUUACCAGUGUGUGGAGACCCCAUCCACGACAGCCACCACCCCCACACAGACUACAGAACCCUCCAACACUGACCUGAUUUUUGGCCUGGGUCUCGGACUCCCACUGGCCCUAAUCUUAUUCCUGCUGACCUUGAUACUAAUGUGCCUCCUGUGUCGCAGAUACAAACGUAGAUCAGACACGGAGUCAGAAUUUUCAUCCGUGGAUCCAUACCACAUAAGGGAAGCAUUUGGCUCUGUGAAUUCUAAACUUUCGGGACACAAACUUCAUCAUUAUGGUGGUUUAGGAGUUGGCAUGUUUGGAGCCUCUCCGUUUGGCCAGCAGCCAAGAGAUAUUGUGGAAUCUCACAGACAACAGGAGGAUUUCGGGGAACUACCCUAUAACUAUGGGAACCAGUUUUACAGACAACAAGUGGACAACUUCAAUGACAGUUCUCAUUUCGAUCCCAGACGAGAAGACCUUCCUCCCUCUUCUAACUUUUCCUGGGACUUCCUCUUCCAUGCUUUGGAUCCUAGGGCAGAGUUUCGGAUAGAUCGCCCAACAUUUGAUGAGCAGCCCACAGCUCCAUACCAGGAGGACUUCGGAUCUGAUGCAUAAGCAUUCAACCAAAGACAUAAUACAUACUCAUGGACAAAGGUUCAUGAAAACUCAUGCAAUAAAUGUCACUGACAUUUAGAUCCUAGCAUUGGUGCUGAUAUCACAGUCAUAGAGAUCUAUUUUUAGUGCAACGAACACUUCCAUUUUGUUGGGACCUGAAUUCAGGGUACUUUGUUUAGUCUUUAUGAUGUCACAAUUAUUGUUCGAAUACGUUCGUUAUUGUUUGACGAGUCUUUAUGUAAUUUAUUGGGCUCUCAGAGUAAAUACGUGUACAUGUGUUGUUGUGUUGAUAUCAGUAGUUGUAAAUAUUUUUUUUCACUUCUGUUUAUCACAUUGUAUGUGCAUGAGAUUUCUUGAUGUGUUCAGCAUUGCAUUUGUUUUACUUGUCAACUUGCCGGCCAUUUUGCAUGGUGCCUUAGCUAUAUUUUUAAGUGUGAAAGGUUUCAUAUUAUAACAGAAUCCAGCCAUUUCUAGCCCUCUAUUUUCAUUUCUUUAUAGAGAGUUUUUAGAUGUUUCAUCUGCAAUGUGGCACUUCAUGGUCAACUCAUAGAUUCAUGUUCAUCUACAUGUAUAUGAGAGUCAAUCUAGUUUUAUAUAUAUUCAUAAAUGGGAAAUUUGAAACACACACCAGAUAUAUGCCAAAGACUUUGUGAAUCAAGUGUUUAUUCAAAUGCAAACAUAAAUAGCUGCUAUUGUAAUAUUAAAAUGCAGAGUUUAUGAAUAUACUGCUUUGAGUAGAUAGAGUAGCCAUUUUAAAAUUUGUAUAUUGCAUAUCCGUCCACUGCUGAUUAUUUUGAAUUGCACAUUUUAUUUUUUUAAAUUGAAGAGAAAAAAAACACUGAAACAAAAGACCUGCAAGAUAAAAUAUUUACUUUCAUAUUUCCCUUUUCUUUGUCACAAAACUGGAAAGGGUGAACUCUUGGAACUUCAAAAUUUGCACUUUUCAGUAUAAAAAAAGUAAUUAAUGAAUUUUUCACUCCAUCAAUAUGUAGAAUGCUUUCCAGCCCAGUCUCAGCUUGUUUUUAGUGUGCAAUAUACAAUGAGGGAACUAAUUACGUGGUAAACGAAGUAACGUUGUGUUUAUUGUUACAGAAAAUAGACGUACAUGUAUGUUUACUAUUGCCCAUUCCAUUUAUAAUGAUUUACUAUAAGUAGCCUGUGAUAGUUUAUGUUUUUUGUGUUGUAUAUAAAUUUUAUGUACAUUUAAAAACCAUGACGAAAACAGAAAUUAUGUGAUUGUUUUCAAGAUUCCUGCUUAAAAUAUCGGGUUUGCUAAUCCACAAUCAAUAUUCUAUUACUAUAUAUUUUUAUAUCAAUAUAUUUUGAAAAUAAAUAAUUUUAUGACUUCA